Messenger RNA from Dissoconium aciculare CBS 342.82, 1343 nucleotides. RefSeq names its product UAA transporter. Gene Ontology annotation, molecular function: UDP-glucose transmembrane transporter activity; UDP-galactose transmembrane transporter activity. The transcript has 3 exons. The record is from RefSeq and is a predicted model, not a curated record. Bases 76 to 1263 code for a protein of 395 amino acids. Gene Ontology annotation, cellular component: Golgi membrane; endoplasmic reticulum membrane. Gene Ontology annotation, biological process: UDP-galactose transmembrane transport. Lineage: Eukaryota; Fungi; Ascomycota; Dothideomycetes; Mycosphaerellales; Dissoconiaceae.
CUCAAGGCUUGGUUCCGGCGACAAUCAUUUACAUUUCAUUCCUUUGUUCCCUUGUUUGCUUGAUCUUUUCAUACAAUGGCGGGUGGUAAAGGAAGCGUCCGGAAACGCCAAAGCAAGAAUGGCGAUGCUUCCGCAAAACCGAACGGUUUGGGAACCCUCGCGGGCAAGAAUGAUUUCGCAUUGAACAGCGAUGACAAGACGGAAUCGGCUGCGACGACGUUGAAUUUGGUCAUCUGCGUGGCGGGGAUCUAUGCCUCGUUCUUGACAUGGGGAUUCCUCCAAGAACGAAUCACCACGACCAACUACGGCACCGCGACCAACCGCGAAGUCUUCCGCUACCCUGUCGUCGUCAACACCGUCCAGUCCUUCUUCUCCGUCACAUUGGGAUAUGUCUAUUUGAGCUUCACUCGAAAAUCCGCCUCCGACCUCCCCGUUUUUCCAUCACGCAAGAUCUUUUGGCCACUACUACUCGUCGCAAUUUGUUCGUCAUUAUCUUCUCCAUUCGGCUACGCCAGUCUCGCGCAUGUCGAUUACAUCACCUUCAUUCUGGCCAAAUCGUGCAAGCUGCUACCCGUGAUGCUGUUGCAUGUGACGCUCUACGGCAAGCGCUACCCUUUCUACAAAUAUGCCGUCGUGGCGCUCGUCACAGGCGGUGUCACGGUCUUUACAUUGUAUCAACCCGCGAGCUCCAAGAAGAAGAGUAGCAAUGGUAACAGUCUGUAUGGUCUGUUGCUGCUUGGUGUCAACCUCCUCUUCGACGGCUUGACCAACUCCACCCAGGACGACAUCUACGCGUCGUUCCGCCCCUACAGCGGGCAGCAGAUGCAGUGCGCGCUGAACUCGGUCUCCACUGUCCUGACGUCGGCUUACCUGUUAUUGCUCCCCUACAUUGCACAGACGGGCAUUGGAGCUGCAGUUGGAGUCGAUCUGACCGCUAGUGCCGGCGAACUUCAGAACGCCAUCUCAUUCAUCCAGCGCCAUCCGGCCGUUGGCUGGGACAUUUUCGGCUUCGCCGUCUGCGGUGCUCUCGGACAGGUCUUUAUUUUCAUGACCUUGUCUAUAUUCGGCAGUUUGCUCCUGGUCACAGUGACGGUUACACGGAAGAUGCUGACGAUGAUCCUGUCUGUUGUCUGGUUCGGACACCGUCUGAGUGGAAUGCAGUGGCUCGGCGUAGCGUUGGUCUUUGGCGGGAUUGGAGUCGAGGCGGAGUUGAGUAAGCGCGAGAAGCAGCGUAAGCUGGCCGAGAAGCGUAAGGCUCAGUAGUGAUUGUCGUCAUGAUAGUAGAGAAACUCGCAUCAAUCUAGACAAAACCAUAUAAUCAGAGAUUUUGUUUCCGAUCGGCA